CACGCUGCGAAUGGCGGCUGUGAGCAUCAUUCACCCUCUAUUUGCCUCUCCGAAUAUGAUUUCAAGAAUUCUGCCCCACUGUCUAUUGCGGUAGGCCUAUCUCUAGCACAAUGGGCGGUCCUCCUGAGAACGAAAAGGCCUUGCGCUAUAUAUCCCAAUUGGAUGAGGCUCGAUGCACUGGCCGCUGGAAAGAUGUCCCAGAGCUUUGUAGGAAAAUUGAAAAGCAUGCGCCACACCGUCGAUGUCUUACACUUACGGCGCGGUCCGAAGUGCAGAUAGCAACUUAUAGCACCCAGCGGCCCUCGACAUCCGCUUCCACCGCUUCCACCGGCCUCUCCAAGAUUAUACCGUCUUUGCUUACUGCUAUUGACGAAGAAGGAGACUAUGUUGAAGAUGCGUUCCAGGCGACGGUAUGCCUUGGGUGGUUACACUAUGUCCUAGAGGAGCCUGGACUGGCCGUCGCAAGACUACCGAAAGAUUUUGCCGUGGUCGCGGUGAAGAUGUCGGGCAAGGACAGUAUGCUGAGCCCAUGGUCACGAGCUUGCAUCGUUAAGGGUGUCUUUCUCAAGGGAUCUUCCCAGGAACGAAUCGCAUCUGUCGAAGACGCUGUUGGUACCUACCGCUCGAUUAUAGAGUGGCUCUCCUCCCUCAAUUCACUUGGGACCGAGUCGCCUCAGUUCAAAGCUUGGACCGAACGAUCUCUGGUGCGCUUAUGCCAGCUCUCAGAUCAAUCCGCCGAAACGGGAGAGUAUGUGGAUCCAGCAGAGGCCCUGCAGGUGUAUCGGUUCUGGGCAAAAUAUUGGGAAAGCACAGCGAAAACUACUGGAGCUGAUGGGCCAAACGCGGCAAAGUAUCGACGCCUUGCUUGGAAAGCUUACUAUGAUACUCUCUCUGCGAUUCUCCGCCACAGUCUACCAUACAAUCCAGAGUCUACAGCCUUGGAGAAUCAAAGUUUGAGUGCUUCGGAGAAAUCCCCACUCCGGAAGUGUCCAAGCUUAAGGUUACAACAGCGUGCAGAGCUCAAACGAGUCGAGACCGUCUAUGAAAGCUUAUUACUAAAGGAAACUCAUUUCCCGAAGGCGAGCGAGAGCAACAAUGAGAUCGAGGCUUGGACAGACGCUGUCAUGGACAAUUGGCGGGUGCUUUGCGGCCCAACAUGGCGUGACGAAGAUCUAGGCGAAGGUGGAAAGGAAGCUGUUGGCAGGGGCGUGCUCGACAUUCUCUAUCGGGCUGCAACAAAGACUUUCCAUUCCACGCAAAUCCUCCGACAUCUUUUCACGGUUCAUGCAUCGCUCGCGGAAUUUGAGUUGGCGUUUAAAGCCUACGACUCAUAUGUGGAAAUUAUCACCCGUGGGAAAGAUCGCGCAGAGAAGACUGGGGAAGAGGACGUAGGAAUCGAUGACGACAGCACAGUUCUUCGCACCUCUGCGGAGGCCAUUAGAGUUCUUUGUCGCUUUGGUUCUCGGAAAGAGGCCGAAAAAGCUCUCGAUAUUGGCAAUCACAUCGAAAAGUGGUUGGAACAAACGUACCAUAUCAAAUCCACGACCUCCGAAACGGGGUCAGCACAGUCCGCAGAAGCAGCAGUUGCACCAAGAGCACUUGGUAUUGCCUAUUGUGCAAUUGGCGUCUGCCAGGCUCAUUGGGCACGCUUCACCUAUGUCGCCGAUGCACGUACAGGCAUUCAGACUAAAGCUGUUCAGUACCUCCGCAGGUCUCUUGAUCCGAAGUGUGAGGACCCGAACAAUAUCGAGGCACUCUAUGCACUCGGCCUAGUCCUAGCCGAGAUGAGAGAUAUUCCAGGAGCAAUCAAGAUUGUCAAGCGUGCCCUUUCUCCAGCAACAAAGCACAAAUCAUCAAUAAGCGUAGAUGGUGUUAUGUCCCGCGGACUGACCACCGAAUACGGACGUGAGCGAAAACUAAUACCUUUGUGGCACCUGCUUGCACUUCUCUUAACCGCGAGGUCCGAGUACUCGAAUGCGGAACGGUCUUGCGAAGCAGCCUUUGAACAAUUUGGUGAUCCCUUGAUACUUUUCGGGUCAGAGGAUGAAAACCAAGCCUACCGCAGUGAACACUUGAACGAGCUCAAUGGCAAGACAGUUGCACAAAAGCCGUUGGGGUUAGUCGACCAAAUGGAAUGCUUUGAGAAGACCGGCAUACUCCAAGUCAAAAUGACACAGUUGGCACUUGUAGAAGUCGUAGAAGGGUCCAGCGCUGCUGUAGACGGCUGUGACGAGCUUCUUGCUCUUUAUGCCCGGUUGUUUGGGGAUCCAAAUGCAGAGCAAGCUAAACUACCACCACCAUCUACCGCGAUGCCGCCACCGAAAAGUGCCGUUGGCACCAUUAGAGGAAGCAUAUUCCGCUCUAGAAGCUCUGCAAAAGCCACGCCCAAGGACACAAUCGCCCGCAAUUCUUCAGUCACAACCAGUUCAAGACCUUCGACUGUGGCAACCCAAGCAACAGCUGCCCCUGCAAUUCAAGUGACUGAUGAGGAUGGGGUCGAUCGUCCGAACGGACAUAGCCACCAUCACCACAUCUUCCAGCAUAAGCAUGAUGAAGAAAGGCAGGGACCAACACGCAGCCCAAGUAAACUUCAGAAACGAAGUGCAAACAGUCUACGCAGAAGAUCGGAAAUGGAUGCUACGCAAACACCUGAUGUGCCCGACCUUCCGGAUGGGCUCCCGAACGGGACGUCUGCUCGAAACAGUUCUGUUCGCGAAAAGCCGCCUCGCCGUCCCUCGAUGUCAAAUUCGCUGAGAAGAUCAAUCGAAAGCCACGACCGGCCCUUGCGCUCCGUUCCACACAACAUGCCCCCCUCAUCACAACCACCUCUGCCCGGACAUUCACAUCAACCACCUAAGCAGGAUGUCCGGCUAUCUACACCACUUCCCGGCUCUAGUUAUAUUCCGUCGGAUCCUCGCUUUUCAAAGAUCCAAGAACGCCGCCACAGAGUGUCAUUGCUAGCAGGUAUCUGGACUUUUAUAUCAGGCUUAUACACGCGAGCUGAAAUGUAUGAAGACGCUAAAGGUGCUGUUGAUGAAGCGUUGAAGCUCGCAGAGACAUUUGAGGCGGAGGUAGCACAAGACUCCUCGACUAGCAAAUCUUUUGCAGACAGAGGCUGGGGAGGCGGUAAGAGUAUAGAAGAGCUUUGGGCCGAUGCCUUCGCUGCUCGAGCGGAGCUCCUCGUAGCUCAAUCGAUGAAGCAUGAAGCACGCUCAGACUUCGAGCGGGCUGUAUUGCAUUUCCCGGAUCACCCAGAAGCAAUCGUCGGCCUUUCUAAUAUCCUGCUUGACAUUUACUGUAAAAUCAUUCCGCUAGAACCAAGCGAAGUACCAGACGCCGCACCGGGUUUCUCACCCUCUGUACCAUCGUCUUCUCAUAAUUCAUCCUCCUCAAAGACGCAACACCUCACAUCGCACACUCCAUCAGCGGAGAAUCAGAUCUCCCCGCCAGAACUAAACCGGUUAGCAGCACGUGAUCGCGCGUUUGGGCUCCUCUCAACCCUAACCAAGCUCGGCGUAGGGUGGGACUACUCGGAGGCAUGGUACGCAUUAGCAAGAGCAUACGAAGAAAGUGGGCAGAUCGAAAAGACGAAAGAGGUGCUUUGGUGGUGCGUGGAGCUUGAAGACGCACACCCAGUCCGAAGCUGGAAGAGUGUGGCUCUUGGUGGCUUCGUGUUGUAGGGCCAUUUUGUGAGAUCGGGUAGAUAAGUUUGAUGGCUGCGAUAUCCUCAACAGCCCCUUUGGAUGAUGGGAGCAGGGCUUGGAUACAUACAGUCGUCCAGCAGUAGAUAGGUAUUUGUUCGCG
Molecule: messenger RNA, 3804 nt
Organism: Lindgomyces ingoldianus
Lineage: Eukaryota; Fungi; Ascomycota; Dothideomycetes; Pleosporales; Lindgomycetaceae
Product: filamentation protein-like protein
Exons: 6
Coding region: 111-3680 (1189 amino acids)
Molecular function (GO): protein binding
Source: RefSeq, a predicted model, not a curated record